Molecule: messenger RNA, 5935 nt
Organism: Nomascus leucogenys (northern white-cheeked gibbon)
Lineage: Eukaryota; Metazoa; Chordata; Mammalia; Primates; Hylobatidae
Gene: CTXN2
Product: cortexin 2
Exons: 2
Coding region: 1844-2089 (81 amino acids)
Source: RefSeq, a predicted model, not a curated record
CUCCCAAAGUGCUGGGAUUACAGGCAUGAGCCACCACUCCUGGCUGCAUCUUGCUACUUUAAUUGGUCCCAAAACUAGUAAUCUCUGGCAUCACCUAGGAAUUUGUCAGAAAACACAAUCCGAGACCCAACCCCACACCUACUGAAUCAGAGUCUGCAUUUUAGCAAGAUCGUUGGAGAUUCAUAUGCAUGUUAUAUUUCAAGAAGCACUGUUCCAGCCCAGAGUGCUAAUAAAGAAUGUGGCCCUUGGCAAGCUUAAAAAGGGUCAAUAAAACCAUGGCCAUGGAAAUGUCCCUAGAAGAAGAUAUGUCUUUCAGUCUUUCAUAGAGGGCAGUUAGUUCACCUACAUUUUAGGACAUCUUAAUAGUUCCAAAUCAAAAAACAACUUUUAAAAAAUGCGGUCUUAUGUGAACUCCCAGUUAUACAUUGCCCAUUUUUUUGUAAGACCAUUACAUUUCCUAAAUCAGUAAAUACUCUAAAUAAUCAUAAAGUUUAUCUUCACUUUGUUAUUGAAUCUAGUUACACUUACAUUAUGUUUUCAACUUAUUUUCUUUAGAUGAAUAUCCCAAUUCUGUAUCUACAUUUCCCCCAACCACUCACAGUCCAGUAGUUACAAGGUGAAUAAUUAAGGUUGUAGGGAAUCUACCAGUGCUUGCAACUUGUAGGUUCUGGAUAGAGUAGCAAAACAUAAAUAGAAUUGGGAACCCUAUAACUGAGUUUGUUGAAAUGACCAGACCCCUAAAAUAAGGAUAAAGAGCAAGGUUUCUGUUGUUUUUUGUUUUCCUUUGCUUUGCUUUGCUUUGCCUUGCUUUCAAUGUCGGUUAGGUUUAGAAUCUACAUAUUCCACACUGUUUAGAAAACGUACCUGGCAGCUAUCUAAGGCUUUAUCAGAGCGUUUCCUGGCUGCUAUUUUGUUGUCUUCUGGCUUGUGUUUGGGAGCCAGGUCUCACCACGCACCAUUUCAGCACUACGGACAGCGCCUAGGCGCCUUCUAGAAACGGAAGGGGUUUCAGUUGUGUUUGUGUGGAAGAGAGAAGGGAAAGAGUAGAGGAAAAGAACUCCAAACGACACAUUCAGUCUCCAGUUAAACUAAUACACCUUUCACUCCUGAAUUUUCCUUACCGGAUAAGAAGAAACAUGUAAGAAUUUACUGCCUACUGUUCUACUGAAAACGGCUGUCACCAAAGCACAGCAGAAUGCCCGCGGCACAGCCAGGAAUGCAGCAAAGAGCAAAACAAGGAUUUCAGCAGUAAAUCAAUUAAACCCUCACUGCCUUAGUAAACAAAGAUAGUGAUGAAAUCUAGUUGCUAACCUUCAGGGUUUGUUAUGAGAAAAAAAGGAGCGUCUAUUUUUUUCUUCCUCUUUUUCUCCCUCUUUUAGCAGAACUGAAGAAUAGAUAGAGCCUGUUGCUGCUGGAGCUGAUUCCCUUCCCCUCCUCAUCUCCCACCUCCUUUCAGUCUCACAUACACACACAGACGCUGUCGCAGACACACGCGAGCGCAAAUAUUUACACACUGCCACACUGAAGAAAUCCAUGCACGUUUUCCUGCAAAUACGCGCGCGCGCGCACACGUACUUCGGCGGGCGCUCACGUCCUCUGCCUCACCGACAGACACAGACAUUUACACUUCUAGGCCAGGAAAGCGCUAACCAGGAUCCUGUGACUCUACGCAGGUUCCAGAACACGCCUUCUACAUUGUUACUGAACCGAUCAGCGAACACAGACAAACGUGCCAACACUUAAGUCUACUGGCUGGACUUCAUCUCCAUGGCAACAAGCAUGGAAGGCAAAGAGUUGAUUCCAGAAGGAAUUGUGAAGAGCCACAACAAUGUGCCAGUGAAUAAUGAGUAGUACCUACUGUGGCAACUCUUCAGCUAAGAUGAGUGUCAACGAAGUAUCAGCUUUCUCAUUGACUCUGGAGCAAAAAACUGGCUUUGCUUUUGUUGGGAUUUUGUGUAUCUUCUUGGGACUUCUUAUUAUCCGAUGCUUCAAAAUCCUGCUAGACCCGUAUAGUAGCAUGCCCUCCUCUACAUGGGAAGAUGAAGUUGAAGAGUUUGAUAAAGGGACAUUUGAAUAUGCACUCGCGUGAGAGUUCCAGCUAUAUGGUUUUUAUGGUUGCGCCAUUGGGACACAUUCUGGAUACAAUUGUAAUUACCUUGAGUGUGUGGGAGAGAGGCUCAUUUUGUUCAGCGAAUUCAAUAAACAUCUGUGACUAAUUUCUUCACCAUACUGUGUAAAUGAUAAACUACUGUUGGGAUUCGUCACUUUCCUCUCUUCCCACUUAGAGGUUUCCAAUGAAUAGAGCAUAAGGAUGGCUGCAGCCAUGUUUACCAUCUUUAUUCUUAUCUUGAACAACUGCCUUGAAUUUCUGCUUCCUUUCUUGUGCUAAUAAACUGUGCUAAAGGCAUCUUGCUCUCUCCGCUCUGCAAAGCCCAGGCACCCCCUCCACAUUCCUGACUCAGACCCCUUUAGCUUUAGUGAGUCAGGUCUUAAACAGAGAAUUUAGUCCAAAGAAUAAUCAAAAUAUUACUUGUCUAAUAAUAACCAUAGGCCCAAAAGGUUCACAGGUGAAAAAAUAUCUCAAAAAUCUAACACCCAAAGCCUACAAGUAGUCACAGGCCCUAAAGCUCCCCAAAUUUCACAGAGCUCUGACCCUCCUAUCUCUUCUCUUUGUCGAAUCUCUUGCAGUAAAAUCCCAUAGCUUGGAAUCCAAACUAGAUCUGCCUCAUACUGAUGCUCCCUCCCCUACCCCUUGCAUAAAUAGAAUUUAAAAGGGAGUUUCCAGCAUGACCCAGUGGAAAGAGUACUCUAAGCAGAAACAAAGACAGUCUCAGCUGUGCCACCAGUAGAGCUAUGCUCUAAUGGGUAAGUCAUCUAAUCUCUGUGAGCUUCAGUGAAGAAUAGUGUUAACAUCCUUUUCAAUUCUAGUGCCCUAUGAAUGCUACAAAUAUACCUGAAAACCCAGAGAUCUGAAAUGAAUGAGGAUUUAAGAUAUCAUGAAAAGUUUUUCAGAUUAGGAGCCUAAACUCAGAGAUUUGUAUUCUAAUGUUAGCUUAGCCAAGAUCUAGCUUUAUGACUUAGAAAGUUACCUAAGGGGAACCUAUAUUCCACAACAAGAAUUAAGAAACCCAUCCUGCAUAUCUUCAGGACUAUUGAGAGGGCCAAUUAGAUAUAAUGAAUGUGAAAGCAUUUUGUAAACCAUAAAACAGUAUCUAAACAUACCUUGCUAUCAAUAUUUAUUGUCCUCAUCAGUAGCAGUAAUAGAGAUUCUCAAACCCUAAGAAGCAAUGGCUGAGUGUAAAUUAUUCAAUCUCUCUAGUAUUUCAUUCUCUUCAAUUGAGAAAUAAAAAGAUAGAAUUAUAUAGUUCUAAAUUCUUUCCAACUACAAACUUCUGACUCUCUGUGAGUCAGAAUGGAGGAACAUAGCAGGAGAUAAAUACAAAAAUAUUUAUGUCCUUUGAAAACACAGAACUGCAAAACAUACCAUGAAGGAACAAGACUAAUAUUAGCAAGAGGUAGCAUUAAAUUAGUUACUUUCAAUUUAUUUGAUACUCAUCAAUUAUUUGAGUUGGAGUCUACUACUUCCAUUUUAUUUUUAAUCUUAAUUUUGCAGAAGAGAAACUGAAGCUGAGAAAAAUUAACUAGCUUCCCAAGGUCACCAUAGCUAGGGAAUGGUUAUGUUAGGGAUUGAACUUGGGCAGUUUAAUUUCUGCUGUAUCCCUAGACAAUGUCCUCAACACUUCUACAUAGCUUAUAGACAUGGUUACUGCUCAGGUCUAUGGAAUUCCAAAACCAGCUGUCUCUGUGAGAUUCCUUGAUGCUUUCCAUCUCAUAAUAGAUUUAGAACAUAUCUGUUAUUAGCUGUGGAUCUUCUGGAGCAAAUCCUCACCUCAAGGAGGCUCUCUGUACCCCAGUUGUUUCAAGAGUGAAGGCCUGGUACACCUCAUAGCCAGUUAGUAACCUGGCCCAAGAACAGGUCAUUGGGCCAAGUUCAGCUGAACAUACUGAAAAUUGUGUGUGCCAGGAAACUAGGUCUCUUUGUUGACCAAGGCUUUUACAGUACCAGAUGUUUCAUUUGUCUCCCAGAGAAGACACCCACCAAGACCCUCCAUUUUGAUGACUAGAAAAAACCACGGCCAGAUCUUUAUUUCAAAAGAAGAAAGACCUCUACAACCAAGAAAACUUUAUGAAAUAUGAGCAUUGUUUCUGGAAGUUCAACUCCCAUAAGCUUUUCAAGUAUAUCAACUCUACCAUAAUAUUACUUCCAAAUCCACUAAAGAAAAAUUCUAUUAACCAAAAGUGUCUUCAUCUGUGGUUUUUAUUUGUGGUCUAUUGGGUGCCUUAGUUUUUUUGGGGGGUGGGGUGGUUGGGGAGAUAGAAAAGUCAGCAUCUGUAUUUUCAGAAACAGAAAGAAUAUAAAAAAUAUAAAAGGCUGGUUACAACAUGAAAACAACAUGGAACGUUCAUGAAACGUUAAUUCUUCUAGGAAUAGAUGUUCAUUGUCAUAGCUGGAUCAGCCUCUAGCUUCCCCUUCCCAAAAGCCUUGUCAGAGAGGACAGAGGAAAGAUAGAAGAGCAUAGCUCAAGAUAGCUUGCUCCUGUUACCUUUCCCUCCUGUCUGAAAGGCCUAAAUUGGAUUCACCUUUCAAGGUUGGCUUUAUGGAUGGUGUUAUUUCAUCCAUAUCCCCCAAAACCAUCUCCCAUUUGUUCCAGGAUGCCUGAAUCCCCUUAAUAGAGAACAAAGACUUUCAUUUCACAGUGAGAGAUAAAAGGCUUAGAAUGAAAAUGUCUGGUUGAUGUAAGACCAAGGCUAAAACAAAUUCAUACCACUCUGAAGUCAGGCAGUCAGUCAGCAAGAAAAAGGAAAUUGACUGGUAUCAGAGGUAUUCACAGUCAUUGGUAGAGGAAAAGGGUUGUAGAGUAAAUAAGUGGCUCCCAAAAGGGUUGGAGGAUGUCAGCUUAUGGCUCCUGUCCUGGUCUGGUGAACAGAACUUGUUUUGGGUGCCAGCCCCAUCCUAGCUGUCCCUUGUCUUGAUCUAAACAACCAGCCCCACCCAGCUGAAUUUGAAAUGGGACAUUCCUAUGCCAAAACACUUUCUAUAUGAGGAAUCAGAACCCUUUGUUGAACAGACAAAUGCCUUGUACCGGUGACCUUUAAGAGUGGAAUGAGUUAUAGGUACAUACUUGUAAUUCUGUCUCUGUUUCUGAUAUAGCCUCACGACAUUAGCCUGACUGAUUAGCAUGACAUUUACCUAACGAAGAGAAUCUAAAUGGUUUUACUUAGGUGUCUCUAGACACUUCUAUCAUCCUGUAUCAGUUCACUUAACUUACCUUUACACUUAUCUUUUAUAGACAAAAUAUCUAUCCCAAUCUCUAAUGAUUCACCUCACAAUCUUGUAUGUGCUAAGUAAAAAUCCCCAGCUAAUUGUAAAUAGCACUAAAAUAGUGAAAGUAAGCACUAGGUACAAAUUGUUGCUGUUCUAAACCCCAUACACAAACUAACUCAUUUAUUCCUCAAAAUAACUCUACAACAAGGUAGGUACAAUUAUUAUCCACAUCUGCAUUUGCGGAUGAGAAAAUUUAGGCACAGAAAGAUUGAGUAACUUGACUGAGUUCACACAGACAGCAAGUGGCAGGGCCACGACAUAAGUUGGGCCUUCUGGCUUGAGUCUUGCUCCUAGCCACUAUAUUACACAACAACCGAGCUACUCAGACAACUGGAAAUCACUUGAAUCGUUUCUUAUAAGAAACAAAGAGGACUCAUUCAAUCAUCCUGAUUGAUAAUCAGUGACAGCCCUGAGGGAGGAAUUGUUUGCAGUGUUGAUAAUCACCUACUUGCAGAUCUGAAAAAGAAAAACCUUUUCCUCAACAAAACUCAAAAACUGAGUUUGACAAAAAACUGUUUUUCUAGUUGGAGACAUAAAGGUCAUUUAGUA